GGCCUGGCCCAGGGCACGCCUCAAACUAGCCAUGUAGCCCAAGGAGCCAUAUUCCCUCCCUGGGCCUUAGUUUCCCCUGGGAGGCCCCUCCUUAACCCUCCUCCAAGACCUUUCUCAUUCCUCUCCCUCUCCUGCAUCCGCCUUGGGGAGACCUCCUCAGGCACAGGGUCCCCGGGUCACCUUUGUGCUGUGUUCCCAGCUUGACCUUACUUGCAUGUCCGCUGACCCACCCACCCCCACAGAGGGAGACCCCUUUCUAGCCAAGACCCUGGUGACACCUUGUGGUUUUGUGUCUGAUGCACAGCCAAACUGGCAGGGCCUGUCUCCUCCAAUGCCCGGUGCGUCCGCCCUCCUCCCUUGCCCCCAUCUCCACCUCUGCUGGGUCAUCCGGUGAGCCUCUGGCUGUCCUUCGUUCCACCAGCGGAGGUCUGGUCUCAGGGCUGCAGCCAGAGGGAGUCUGGGAGACAGAAAUACCAGCUCCCGUGCCCUGGCUCAAACUCCCCACCUGUCACGGCUCCCACUGAGCUCAGAGUAUUGUCUAAGUCCUGCAAUGGACCCCAAGACCCUGCACUGCCUUCCCCAGCCAUCCCCACACUCCCGGGUGCCCCAGGCAGGCUCGUGCUGUCCCUGCCGGUCCCCAUGUCCACGCUGCCUCCCUCAGCUCCUCCCGGGCUUUGCUCUGGGCUACCUCUCCUGGCCCCCGUGUGAAAUGCCACCUGGGCACACACACCCCUGCCCCUCCCGCUUCCUUUCCUGUCCCAUUUCCAACAUACCAGCAGGGAGCGAGGACCCCGUUCCCUGGGCACUCAGUCUGAAGGGCCGUGUGGCACACACACACACACACACACACACACCCUUGGGCGCUGGAAGCGUUAGGGGAGCACCUGUUUGUGCCUGUCUGGCACCCACUAAGUGCGUGAUAAAUGUUGCGGUCGUGACUAUCUGGCAGACGCCUCUGGGCUUUGUUGGACAAAAUAGUCUGCAAGAAAAGCAGAGAAAACGGGGUGUGUCCUUAUACAGGAAGCCCAGGGAGCUGUGGCAGCCCCAGAGAAGGGAGGGGCCGCCAGCCCUUCCCCAUCUGCCCCUGGUUCCUCCCACGUACCUCCUUCCUGGCCCUGGGGUCCCCUCAUACACACUCAAGGGGAGUGAGGCAAAGAGAGGUCUGCGGAGAGGCUGCUGCCCUGGGCUCCCACCCCAGAUGGAGCCCCUGCUGUCUGGUAGAAGAUGCCAACAGUAUGAGCCCGAGAAGGCACAAUGACCUGCCCUGGAGGCUGCUGACCAUGUUCAACAACCAGCUUCAGAGCGAGAGGGCCAACCUGACGAGCCUUGCCAACACACACACCAACAUCCCCAAGCUGAGGGCUGGUUUUGUUGGGGGCCAGUUCUGGUCUGCGUACACGCCCUGCGACACCCAGAACAAGGAUGCCGUGAAGAGGACCCUAGAGCAGAUCGACGUCAUCCAGCGCAUGUGCCAGACGUAUCCGGACACCUUUGUGUGUGUCACCAACAGCGCAGGUGCCCGACGCCCUCAGCCAGCUCUCCUCACAGGCAUCCGGCAGGCCUUCCGGGAGGGGAGGGUGGCCAGCCUUGUUGGCGUGGAGGGUGGCCACUCCAUAGACAGCAGCCUGGGCGUCCUGCGGACACUCUACCGCCUGGGCAUGCGGUACCUGACCCUCACCCACAGCUGCAACACGCCGUGGGCUGACAACUGGCUGGUGGACACGGGAGAGGACAAGGCUGAGAGCCAAGGCCUGUCACGCUUUGGCCAGAGUGUGGUGAAGGAGAUGAACCGCCUGGGGGUCAUCAUCGACCUGGCCCACGUGUCCGUGGCCACCAUGAAGGCUGCCCUACGCCUGUCCACGGCUCCCGUCAUCUUCAGCCACUCCUCGGCCUACAGCCUGUGCCAGCACCGGCGCAACGUGCCCGACGACGUGCUCCGGCUGGUGAAGCAGACGGGCAGCCUGGUGAUGGUUAAUUUCUACAACGACUACGUUUCCUGCAGACAGGAAGCCACCCUGUCCCAAGUAGCAGACCACCUGGACCACAUCAAGAAGGUGGCAGGAGCUGGAGCCGUGGGCUUUGGUGGGGACUUUGAUGGUGUUUCAAGGCUCCCCGUGGGGCUUGAGGAUGUGUCCAAGUACCCAGACCUGGUGGCUGAGCUACUCAGGAGGCGGUGGACAGAGGCGGAGGUCAGGGGCGCCCUGGCCAACAACCUGCUCAGGGUCUUUGAGGCAGUGGAACAGGUGAGCGAUCACACACAAAGUCCCGAAGAGGAGCCCAUCCCGGCAGACCAGCUGCAGGCUUCCUGCAGGACGAUGUACGGCUACUCAGAGGCCCCCAGCCUCCACCGGCAGCCAGGGGCCCUGCUGGCCUCCCUCACUACCGUCCUCCUCGGCCUGGGUCUUCUGUGAUGCCCUGGGGCCUGGACGUCUAGGGUCCUCCUCCGGCCCCGGGGAGAUGGUGGCAUCAGGGCAGGGAGAAUCCGGCUCCCCAGGCACGAAGCCCGGCCUCUCCUGAGCAGGCACCGGGGCUCAGCUGAGGGCAGGAAGGUGUGGACAGUUCCAGACACAGACACACAGUGGACCCUUAAUAAAGGCAACAACCCUUCCGAGCUA
Molecule: messenger RNA, 2615 nt
Organism: Herpailurus yagouaroundi (jaguarundi)
Lineage: Eukaryota; Metazoa; Chordata; Mammalia; Carnivora; Felidae
Gene: DPEP1
Product: dipeptidase 1
Exons: 10
Coding region: 1236-2411 (391 amino acids)
Biological process (GO): proteolysis
Cellular component (GO): plasma membrane
Molecular function (GO): metallodipeptidase activity
Source: RefSeq, a predicted model, not a curated record